AUCCUUCCGUGAUAUAUUUUUGUCAAAACUAUUAUUUCGAAAUUGAUCUCUUCUCCUAAUAUGUUGAAUUUUUCAUGGUUAACAAGUAAAUAUUUGGUGUGUCAAGCAGCGGUCUCCAUUCCUUUGUCACUUUUAGACUGGAGAAAUGAGUCAGACAAUGAAUCGAAGCACAUCUAAUCCCGCAGAAGACGCAAGUUUUAACUGCGUAGAGGAAAUGAAGGAACUUUUUAUGGAUCCUGCUCUCAGGAAGAUGAAGGAUGUCGAAACCAAAAAGGGCAGAAGUCGUUGUUCAAGUAAUUUGAGUAACAGUUUGAAGAUUGAGCCUUCUCUUGCAGCAGUUGAAGCACACGUGAAGGUUGUAGAUCCAACUUUUAGCACCGCAGGUAGCCAUCUCAUGACAAGAAGAAUCACCAUAGCUGGGGGAUUCCUUGACAUUGCACUAUUUACUGCCAAUUGUGAGCAACUGAAAUUUGUUCUGGAAUUGGGAUACUUUCAUUUGUAUUAUAAGCACGUGCUUGGUCUUCUAAUAACUUCACUUGUACUUCAACUUCUGGUGGGACUAACUAUGUUUCUGCUUGGCUGCCAAGUGAUCAAGAAUGCCAGUGAUGAGACAUACUCCAAUUUUUUAAAUCAUACUACCAUGGGAUUAGUAGCACUUAUCACCAUUGUCAAUAUAUUUAUAGGCACCUUCGGACCCAAAGGAACAGUAAUGGCACGCUGUUUAGGUGCUUUCGCAUAUCCUAAUACUUCUGGCCCAAUGUGGAUGUCAUAUCUUAACGCAACAAGGAACUAUAUGAUUAACGGUGUUAUCUGAGUUUCUAGAUUUCCAAGGAGCCGCUAUGUACUGAUAAAUAAGACAAGAACAUUUACCAGCUGCAAACUAUCUAUGACAACUAGCUAUAUAUAAACUACCACUCUGGAAUUAACAUGAGAAAUAUUUUCAUUCUUAUGCUGUAAAUUAAUAAACUAAAUUAUCCAGAUUAUAUUUGUUUUACAUAUUUUAUAUAUUAAUUUAAUUUAGUAAAUGUGUGCGUUUUUAAACAGAGACGCUGUUGCUUUCCUGUUAGGCUAUGUGUUAUGCCCCAUAAAUGAAUUUAUAAAAAUGCCGAAAAUCGAGCGAGAGCCUAUCUAUGCUCAUAGUGCAAAUUAAUAAAAUAGAAUAGUUUAAAAGCAGUUUCUUAUUUUUUUAUGGUGUGUGUGUGUGUGUGUGCGCGUGAAAUGGGUUCAGUCUUCAUCUAAUGAACUAAUGUCUUAAUACAGUUCAGUCAGUAAUAUUGCAUUCUCUGCCAUAAAUAAUCUGAAGACUGAGUUAUGGAUUUUUUUUCUUUCUUUGCUUUCUUAAUAGCUGCAAACAGAAUAUGACAUCUGACUGUAUAUAAACCACCAUUAUAAAUUAGUAUAAAAAAUGUUUAUUGCCUUAAAUUAUUAAGGUUUAUUUAUCGCAAAGUAAGGCUCAAGAACUGAAGACCAAAAUUUGUCUGUGCUUUUAUAAGGUAUAAUAAGUGACACAUUUGUACUCUUACACAAUAAUAACAUAAUUUUUUACUCUCUUUUGUGGUUAAAGUUUGGAAUAUACUGCUUUCAGCCUAAAAUCUUUAGAUACUGCAAUUUUAUGACUUAAUAAAAUCAUCUACCAGUAGUAAAGUUCUGUGUAGUUAUUCUUCUGUUGUCUCUUUUCUAACAAAGGUAAAUAAUAAUAUUUGCCCUUCAAAGUGUUUUCAUAUAAGAUGGAAAUACUGGCCAUUUGUUUUAGAAAAUCUUCCACGAGACUUCACUUCGUGACUAAAUUUUAUUAUAACCAAUUAUUUUUAGUUUUACUUUUCUUUCCCUUCUGAUUUCAGUUUCCUGCCGGAAUGCAAAUUUGUAUUGACGCAGUAUGCUAAUCUAAACAUGUUUGAGAAGCAGUAUUUAAGCUGCGCUUCAAGAUUUCGAAAGGAGUACUAGCGGAGUUAGUUCCGAGUUUGCUGUGUGUUUGAAAUUAGCUAUCUAGUCGGUCUUAGAGACAUCUUUCAGUUUAUACUGAUAUUUCUAGACUCGACUUUGCUGAGUGCAGCCGAUUUAGCGUUUAGUUAAACAAAGAAGACAGUCGUUAGCUAUCUUAAUUUAAUAUGCAUUUUACAUUCUUAUUUUCUACUAAUUUAGUUAGCCACAAGUGGCGGUGACUUGUGCGUGCAUCUGUUUAACUUAUUUUAAAUAAAAAGGUUAUUUAAAACCUUCUUCUGCAGUAUUUAUUCUUCAAAGAUAUAGCAGCUAGCAUUCGCUACUUCAUCAUCUACGUAGAGUCCACGUUGUAUGCUACCAAAAGGAACAUGGAGACUCUCUAAGUCUUUCCUGUAUACGAAUAGCCUUAGUAUGCUUUGCUGUAAAUAACUGCAUUAAAUUUGUUUUCCAUAGAGGUUUUUGUUAUCUUAUACUGAUAAUCUUCAUAUAAGAUAAGAAUAAGAAUAAAAUAUAUAUCUUUUAUCUAAUAUUUAUCCUGCAGAAAUCUAAAUUAUAUUAUAUAUAAAUUAUUUAUGUUCGUGAUAUAUAAACUUAUAUUCGUAAUUUUUAUCAUAUAACAUAUGAAAACUUCAGAACAGUAUCAAAUAAAAUUGUCUGAUUUAUUAUGUUAUUAAAAUUAAUAUUAUGUCAAACAGUGAUUUUUCCUGAAACUUAAUAUUUUCCUUCUUUUAAGCUGACUUAUGUUAAUGUUAAAAAAUGUCGCAUGCAUAAAGCACUGAAAGGUAUUGAAAGGCUUGUAAGGUCGUUAUUAAAAGUAUGUAAACUUUUAUAAAGUAUACUUUCUUAAAUACGCUAUGCGUAGUUUUCCUAACUAAGACUGAAUUAAAUAUAUUUUCACAAAAUUUGCGGAAAAUAUUGUUUAGCCUAAAGAUAGUAUCUUGAUGAAAACAAAAUUCCAAUUUAGAAGGAAGAGACACACACCAUCCUGAAUGUUUCUUGAAUGGAAAAAAUUUCAAUUUUGUUUGGUAUUCAAGACAUUAGAACGAUACCGAUGUUAGUUACUUUACAAGUAUUAGCCAAGGGGCAUUAGUUACUUUACAGCAGAAUAAUUUACCUCAGAAUAACGUUAAUGGGCAUUGUUGCUUUCCUUGAUGUGGCAUUCAUCAUCUUUUUAUUGAAAUAAAAAUAAAGUAAAUGUUGAAUUUU
This is a messenger RNA of Stegodyphus dumicola, 3147 nucleotides long. RefSeq names its product ninjurin-2-like. Gene Ontology annotation, cellular component: membrane. Lineage: Eukaryota; Metazoa; Arthropoda; Arachnida; Araneae; Eresidae. The record is from RefSeq and is a predicted model, not a curated record. Gene Ontology annotation, biological process: tissue regeneration; cell adhesion.